Messenger RNA from Prunus avium (sweet cherry), 2514 nucleotides. Its product is annotated as P-loop containing nucleoside triphosphate hydrolases superfamily protein. Gene Ontology annotation, molecular function: ATP hydrolysis activity; ATP binding. Lineage: Eukaryota; Viridiplantae; Streptophyta; Magnoliopsida; Rosales; Rosaceae. The record is from RefSeq and is a predicted model, not a curated record.
GAGCAACUCUUUCAAAUCCUCCAUAAUAUUGUACAGGGAGAAAGUCCAACAAAACCCCCUGGAAAUCACUCAACCUCUCAACCCAAAAACCCAAUAGGCCCCAUCUCUGAUUCUUCCCAACUCCAAACUCCAGAAACCCUUUUUGUUUUUUAGCCCCUUCUCUUGCUGUUCUCCUUUGUACUUAUAUCCCUCCUUGGCCAGCCAAUUUUCCCCAUUUCAAAAGCUAGCCCUUUUCCCUUUUCAAGCAUUUUUUUUUUUCACCCUUGCUUUAUUCUCUCCCUCUCUCAUCCACUAAUUUCAAAGAAACAAUUCCAAAACUCCACCACUCCACUCCCCUCUAUAAAUUGAGCAAAACCCAUUGCUUAGAAAACCCAAGAGCUCCAAACUCCACCACUCCCUCUCUAAAUUGAGCAAAACCCAUUUGCCAAAACACUCAAAGGUUCCAAAAUCCCAUCACUUUUCUAUAAAUUGAGCAAAACCCAUUUCUUAAAAUCCCAUCACUCCCUCUACAAAUUGAGCAAAAACCAUUAGAUUAAAAAUUAAAAAAAAAAAAAAAAAAACUCUCAUCUCCUCUCCUCAAAACCCAAUUACACAAAACCCAUAAAUCUUCUUCAAAACAGAUUUUCAAACCACACCAGAAAUGAAAGAAUAUUGGACUUCUUUGGCCUCUUUGCUAGGCGUUUUAGCCUUCUGCCAGAGCAUCCUUCAAACAGUCUUCCCACCAGAGCUUCGCUUCGCCUUCUUGAAGCUCUUCAACAAGAUCUUCCACUGGUUCUCCUCCUACUACUACUUCGACAUCACGGAGAUCGACGGCGUCAACACCAACGAGCUCUACAACGCCGUCCAGCUCUACCUGAGCUCCACCGUCUCCAUCUCCGGCAGCCGCCUCAGCCUGACACGUGCCCUCAACUCCAGCGCCAUCACUUUUGGGCUCUCUAACAAUGACUGCAUGGUGGACGCCUUCAAUGGCGUCACCGUCCUCUGGGAGCACGUGGUCACGCAGAGGCAAUCCCAGACGUUCUCAUGGCGGCCAUUGCCGGAGGAGAAAAGAGGCUUCACUCUGCGCAUCAGGAAGAAAGACAAGUACCUCAUUCUCAACAGUUACUUGGAUUUCAUAAUGGACAAGGCCAACGAAAUUCGAAGGAAAAACCAGGAUCGGCUUCUGUACACAAAUUCGAGAGGUGGGUCGUUGGAUUCUCGAGGCCAUCCUUGGGAAUCUGUGCCCUUCAAGCAUCCAAGCACGUUUGACACAUUGGCUAUGGACCCAAAGGUGAAGAAGGAAAUUAUGGAUGAUCUCAAGGACUUUGCCAAUGGCCAAGCCUUUUACCAGAAGACAGGGCGCGCUUGGAAAAGAGGGUACCUUCUGUAUGGUCCUCCAGGCACUGGGAAGUCAAGUAUGAUUGCUGCAAUGGCUAAUUUUCUUGGGUAUGAUAUUUAUGAUCUUGAGCUCACUGAGGUGCACACCAACUCUGAGCUGAGGAAAUUGCUGAUGAAGACAAGUUCCAAGUCUAUUAUUGUGAUUGAGGAUAUAGAUUGUUCAAUUAAUUUGACUAACAGGAAGAAGAACAAUGGUGGUGGUGGAGGAGCUUCUGGUAGGACUUAUUAUGAUUCAAUGGAAAUGAGAGGAGGUGGAGGUGGGGGUGGUGUUUCAGUUCCUGGAGAAGAAGGUGGUGGUGGAAAUUCAAUUACACUUUCUGGGUUGUUGAAUUUCACUGAUGGGUUGUGGUCUUGUUGUGGGAGUGAGAGGAUUUUUGUGUUCACAACCAACCACAUUGAGAAGCUUGACCCUGCAUUGCUGAGAAGUGGAAGAAUGGAUAUGCAUAUAUUCAUGAGCCACUGUUCAUUUCCAGCGUUGAAGAUUCUGCUGAAGAACUAUUUGGGGUAUGAGGAGGGUGAUUUGGAUGAGGAGAUUGGGAAGGAGUUUGAAGGGGUUUUGGAAAAAGCUGGAAUGACACCAGCUGAUGUGAGUGAGGUGUUGAUCAAGAACCGGCGCGAUAAGGGCAACGCGGUGAGGGAAUUGUUGGAGGCAUUGAAGGCAAGGGCAGAGAAGAACAAUGUAGGGGGUGGUUCAAGGGAAAAGAUUAAUGGAGGCCAUGAUUUGGAGGAGGAGGAGGAAGAAGAGCAGGAGAAGAGGGCCUUGGAGAGCCCUAAAGAAGAAGGGUGUGACUUUGUUGAGGGCAGCUGCAAGAAAGGUGAUGAGAAGGAUCCAAAAGAAGAUAAUGAGAUUAUAGAAAAAUGAAGGGCACCAAGGUUAGGUUUUCUUUUUCCUUUUUGUGUUUCUUUUUAUGGGUGCAGAGCAGAGAGAAGAUGGGGUUGGAGAUUUGGAAAAAAGAAAGGCAAAAGGCUGAUUGAUUAUUGCAUUUGGAGUAUUGGAUCUUCAAAUUUUGUUUUGUUGGGAUAAGAAAAGUUAGAAGCUUUCUAGUUCUAAUAUUAUCCAAAUUCUAACAUGUUAUAAAAAUCUGUCUUUGUAGUUUCCAAUAAUGAAAUCAAAAUCCAUUUACUUGCACACUUGCA